CUACCACCACCACCCAUCCACCCUCUCCUGACGACUACCACCUUCUUCACUCCAGUCGUCGAGGCCAAAAUCCAAUACUCGAUCCAUUCGAGAGACAAGCAGUAACGAAUUCUCACGACCACGAACACUAGCACUAGCACCGAUUAGAACGGCCGACGAUGUCAUCGUUCACUACACCCCCUCUCCAAACACCUACCGCGGAUCCCGGCGCGACACAGACGAGCUCGAGCGAUAAUAAUGGAGGAGGUGGUGGAGGAAUUUCGGGCAGCUCGUCGUUGUAUCUCUAUACGUUCCUUGCCACCCUCGUCCUCCUCCUAACCGUCUCCGGCACGAUCGUCCUCCGCUCGAUGCACAUCCGCCGGCGUCAACGUGCCGCCAUCCUUGCCGCUAUUGCGAAUGGGACGUAUGUCCCGCCUACGGACGGGAAUGGCAGAGGCGGUCUCGGCGCCCUACUCCUAGGUGAAAAACCAAAGAUGUACGAGGUCGCGCUGGUGGAUGAGAAAUGGGUUGAGGACGAUAAGUUGGAGAAGCAGGAUUCAGAGGGAGAGUCGGAGGAGGGCGAUGGGUUGAAGAAGGAGAAGGCGAUGGGGUUGUGGGGGGAUAUUACGCCCUUCUCUGCACAAUACCUCACAUCCACCACCACCGCCGACAAUUCAAGCCCCACAUCCGGAAUGACAGCCUCCCAGCUCUCCGCGCACCGGGAGCUCAUGGGCGACGCGCCCGCUACGACGGGCACCGUUUCGUUCUCUAGUAUCGUGGGGUACUGGAGGCCGAGGCGGAGGGUUGAGACUGUUCCUUUACCUGCAUCGACGGCAAUGACGGCAAAUGCACCGGUCACUACGGCGGAGGGCACACAAGAGGAUGGCCAUGGGAAGAAGGACGGGACGGCGCCGGUUCAGGUCGCAGUUUUGAUCUCGAUGCCAUCGCCGCUCCAUCCACAUUCGAGGACGUCGUCGAUAGCGGGAAACGGCCACGAACGGACGAUGUCGGGCGAUACGGUCGAUUCUGUCGCGUUGGGCAAACGGGCUAUCAAGGGUGUCAAUGUUGGUAUGGGUAGUAUGGGAGGGAAGGACGAGGAGGAUAUACCGGUGGUGGAGAUCGGGGUCCUUAGUGUGAGGGUGAAGGAGGGAUCAGGACCGUGACCGUGAGGCUCGUUUCCUGCUGAUUUUUGAUUUGACGGGAUUGUGUACGAGUACGAGUAGGACUGUUCGUGACACGCGUUUGUGACUCUGUUUAGGUUCGUUUGAUUUGUGUGGAUUGUGUGUAUCGUUGUGUGAUUCUACGUUAAACGAGAUUAG
Messenger RNA from Stereum hirsutum FP-91666 SS1, 1298 nucleotides. RefSeq lists its product as uncharacterized. The coding region runs from base 159 to 1142 and encodes 327 amino acids. The transcript has 4 exons. NCBI's taxonomy places the organism in Eukaryota, Fungi, Basidiomycota, Agaricomycetes, Russulales, Stereaceae. The record is from RefSeq and is a predicted model, not a curated record.